AUGGCGCCCAUUGAGUUGGUUGAAUCGAAAGGCACGGUCGCGGUCUCCGGAGGCCAGGCAACGGAGCCAGAUGAGCUGGUCGAUCGUGGAGCCCGCGCCUGGACAGUCGUGCUGGGAGCUUGGUGCUGUCUCUUCUGCGGCUUUGGCUGGGUGAAUGCCAUCGGCAUCUUUCAAGAGUAUUACCAAAACCACCAAUUACGCUCAUACUCGUCCUCGAGCAUCGCCUGGAUUCUAUCCUUAGAACCGUUUGUGCUCUUUGCAGCCGGACUGGUCAUUGGCAGAGUAUUCGAUAAUCAUGGACCCAAGUGGCUGCUGCUCAUCGGGACCUUCCUGCAUGUCUUCGGGCUGAUGAUGACCUCGAUUUCCAAGGAGUACUACCAAUUCCUCCUUGCCCAAGGGAUCUGCAGCCCGCUAGGAGCCAGCUUGGUCUUCUCUCCCGCGCUCUCCUGUGUCGCCACAUGGUUCGACAAACGCCGUGCCUUGGCCUUUGGUGUCGUAUCCAGCGGCUCCUCGCUGGGCGGCGUCGUGUUUCCAACGAUGCUGUCGCGACUCUUGCCUACGAUUGGCUUUGGAUGGACACUGCGCAUCACCGCCUUCAUCAUUCUUGCCCUCCUGAUCAUUGCCAAUCUGACGGUCCGGUCGAGAAUUGCACCGGUCCCGCGGCCCGUCAAGUUCAGUGAUUACACAAGUCCGUUCUCCGAGAUCCCGUUUGUCCUGCUCAUGCUGGCGUCCUGUUGUGGAUUCUUUGCCAUGUUUGUGCCAAUCAAUUAUAUCGUGCUUGAAGCCCAGCAAGAUGGAAUUGACCGUGACCUCGCUGGGUAUCUCUUGACUAUACUGAAUGCCGCCAGUCUCCCGGGCCGAAUUCUACCGGGCUAUCUCGGCGACAAACUGGGACGCUUCAAUAUCAUGAUCGCCAUGUGCUCCCUGUCCGCGGUUGUGAUUCUGGCUCUGUGGCUUCCGAGCACGCUCCUCUCGCCCGGCAGUGUUGCGGUCUACGUUAUCUUCAGCAUGAUGUAUGGCUUUGCCUCCGGUGCGUUUGUGGGCAUGGUCCCGGCGCUGCUGAGCCAGAUUUCGCCCGAUGUGACCAAGAUCGGGGUUCGACAGGGUGUCUUGUUUACCUGUAUCAGUAUUGCCUCGCUGACGGGUAGUCCCAUUGCGGGCGCCAUCUUAAACAGCCAGAACGGCACCUAUUGGGGAUUACAGGUCUUUGCUGGGGCCAUGAUGACUGCCGGGGUGCUUUUCUUCGUGGCUGGGAGGAUGGUUCUUGCGGGCCCCUCGAUGGCGAAAAAGGUUUAA
Messenger RNA from Penicillium cinerascens, 1296 nucleotides. RefSeq names its product putative MFS monocarboxylate transporter (Mct). The coding region runs from base 1 to 1296 and encodes 431 amino acids. Gene Ontology annotation, cellular component: fungal-type vacuole membrane. The record is from RefSeq and is a predicted model, not a curated record. Lineage: Eukaryota; Fungi; Ascomycota; Eurotiomycetes; Eurotiales; Aspergillaceae. The transcript is spliced from 4 exons. Gene Ontology annotation, molecular function: transmembrane transporter activity. Gene Ontology annotation, biological process: transmembrane transport.